CCCAGUCAGAGCAAAACUUAAGCUCUGGUUUCCAUGCUAGUUUCUUCAGAAAACCAUGCAGCCACUCCACUUUUCAUGCAUGAAAUACAACAGAAAUUUACCUUUUCUUGGCCUUGCUCUUGUGCUGCUGGUUUCCUUAGCAUCUCCUAGCAGUUCCUGCACGGAGCAGGAGAAGCGCUCCCUCCUCCAGUUCCUCGUCGGGCUCUCACAAAACGGUGGCCUCACUGCGUCCUGGCAGCAUGGCACAGAUUGCUGCCAGUGGGAAGGUAUCACAUGUAGCAGAGAUAAAAUUGUUACGGAUGUCUUGCUGGCUUCCAGGGGUCUUCAGGGACACAUCACACCUUCUCUUGGGAACCUCACUGGACUGCUGCGCCUCAACCUGUCAAACAAUCUUCUAUCAGGUGGCCUACCACAGGAAUUGAUGGUUUCAGGCAGCAUCAUCAUCAUAGAUGUCAGCUUUAAUCAACUUGAGGGACACUUGCAGGAGUUGUCAUCUUCAACCCCUGCCCGGCCUCUGCAGGUACUGAAUAUCUCAAGCAACUUACUUACAGGAACGUUACCAACCACAACAUGGAAGGCAAUGGAGAAUCUUAUAGCACUGAAUGCCAGCAAUAACAGCUUUACAGGACCAAUACCAAGUGAAUUCUGCAAUAGCUCGUCAUCCUUUGCGGUUCUGGACCUCUGUUUCAACCAGUUCAGUGGAAGAAUUCCACCUGGACUGGGUAGCUGUUCCAGACUAAUAGUGCUGAAGGCUGGCCGCAACAACCUCAGUGGGACUCUGCCAGAUGAACUUUUUAAUGCUAACUCGUUGGAGUGCCUCUCCUUUCCCAAGAAUGAAUUACAAGGAACACUUGAAGGUGCACAUAUUCUCAAACUGAAUAAUCUGACAACCCUUGAUCUUGGAGAGAACAAUUUCAGUGGCAAGAUUCCGGAAUCCAUAGGCUACCUUCAGAGACUGGAGGAGCUCUAUUUGAACAACAAUAACAUGUCUGGAGAGCUGCCAUCAACUCUGAGCAACUGCAGAAAUCUCCUAACCAUUGACUUAAAGAGCAACAGUUUCAGUGGAGAACUCGUGAAGGUCAAUUUCUCGAACCUACCCAAUCUAAAAACUUUAGAUCUUAUGCGCAACAGUUUCAGUGGUAAAAUUCCGGAAAGCAUUUACUCAUGCAGCAAUCUAAUUGCACUGCGGCUAUCUUCCAAUAAGUUCCAUGGCCAGUUGUCAGAAACAAUAGGCAAUCUGAAGUCCCUGGCAUUCCUAUCACUUGCUAAAAAUAGUAUGGAAAAUAUCACAAGUGCACUCCAGAUACUUAGUAGCUCCAAGAACCUCACCACCCUUCUUAUUGGUGGCAACUUCAAGAAUGAGUCCAUACCAGAGGAUGAUAUAAUUGAUGGUUUUGAGAAUCUUCAGGUUUUGGGUAUUGAAGGAUGUCAAUUGCUCGGUAAAAUACCUCUUUGGAUAUCAACGCUUGGAAAUUUAGAGGCCUCUUGCAGAGAACAUGAAAAGACCUCCCUCCUCCAGUUCCUAGCUGGAACCUCGUCGGAUGGUGGCCUCAAGGCGUCGUGGCAGAACGGCACCGACUGCUGCACAUGGGAAGGGAUCAUCUGUGGCACAGACGGGACAGUCACCGAUGUCUUGCUGGCUUCGAAGGGCCUUGAAGGGAGCAUCUCACCAUCCCUUGGCGAGCUCACAGGCUUGCUGCGCCUCAACCUAUCCCAGAACUCAUUGUCCGGUGGCCUACCGCUGGAGUUGGUAUCAUCCAGCAGCAUCAUCGUCAUAGACGUCAGCUUUAACCUCCUCAACGGAAACAUGCAAGAGCUACCAUCUUCAGCUGCUGGCCGCCCUCUACAGGUAUUGAACAUCUCAAGCAACUUGUUUACAGGACAGUUUCCAUCCACAACAUGGAGGGCAAUGGAGAAUCUGAUUGCACUCAAUGUCAGCAAUAACAGCCUUACUGGGAGGAUACCAACUCAUUUCUGCAAAAGCUCGCCAUCCUUAGAGGUGCUUGAACUAGAUUACAACAGAUUCAGUGGUAGCAUUCCCCUUGAAGUUGGUACUUGUUCCAAGCUCAGAGUGCUCAAUGCUGGCCAGAACAAUCUCAAUGAGACACUGCCAGAUGAGCUCUUCAAUGCUACCUCGUUGCAGCAUUUGUCACUUCCUAACAAUGCCUUGCAUGUAGUGCUUGAUGGUGCACACAUAAUGAACCUCAGAAACCUCAUAACCUUUGAUCUUGGAGGGAACAAUUUCAGCGGCAAAAUUCCGGAUUCUAUAGGUCAGCUCAAGAGGUUGGAGAAGCUCCAUUUGAAUAACAACAUGAUGUCCGGGGAGCUGCCAUCAGCCCUGAGCAUCUGCUCAAAUCUCAUAACAAUUGACCUCAAGAGCAACUACUUCAACGGAGAACUUAGCAAGGUCAACUUCUCCACACUGUCCAAUCUAAGAACUUUAGAUCUUCACGACAACAACUUCACUGGCGCAAUUCCAGAAAGCAUCUACUCUUGCAGCAGUUUGAUCGUGCUGCGACUAUCAGUCAACCAUUUCCAUGGAGAGAUCUCAUCAAGAAUAGGCAAUCUGAAGUAUCUCUCCUUUUUUUCAAUAGGUAACAACAAUAUUACAAACAUUGCAAAUGCACUUCAUGUUCUCAAGCAGUGCCAGAACCUUAAGACCUUACUUAUCGGGCACAACUUCAGGGGGGAGUCCAUGCCAGAAGAUUAUACAGUAGAAGGUUUGGAGAAUCUUCAGGUUUUGGACAUCAGAAAUUGCCAAUUGUUUGGAAAAAUGCCUAUAUGGAUAUCCAAACUAGAAAAUUUAGAGAUGUUAAUCUUAUCUAACAAUCAACUCACUGGAUCAGUACCAGCCUGGAUCAAAGCCCUUAGUAAUCUCUUCUAUCUAGACAUAUCUUCCAACAGCAUCACAGGAGAAAUUCCAAUAGCACUAAUGGAUAUGCCAAUGCUCAAGUCAGAGAAGACCGAAGCCCAUCUAGACCCGAGGGUCUCUGAGCUACCUGCUCAAGCAACUCCAUCACUUCAAUAUCGCAUACAAACUACUUUCCCUAGAGCACUGGAUCUAAGCAACAAUAGAUUAACUGGUGAGAUCCCCCUGGAGAUUGGUCAGUUGAAAGUCAUCGCUUCACUCAAUCUGAGCUUCAAUGGUUUAACAGGGCAGAUCCCAGAACCUAUAAGUAAUCUCACAUACCUGCAGGUGUUAGACUUGUCAAGAAACAAUCUCACAUGUACAAUUCCAGCUGCAUUGAACAAGCUGCACUUCCUUUCAGCAUUCAACAUCUCUAACAAUGACCUGGGAGGUCCUAUUCCAUCUGGAGGCCAGUUCAACGCAUUUUCACCUUCUAGCUUCAAUGGGAAUACAAAGCUAUGUGGCCCUAUUCUCAGGCGCAGUUGUGAUUCAGCAGAAGGAUUUCCCCCUUGUAGUAGUGCAACUCAGGGCAGAGGGAAAAGGAAAAGAUACAAAACAAUUCUACUAGCUACAUUUCCUGCUCUGAUAUCUCUUAUUCUUGUUGCAUGGAUAUUGAUGUUCCGACAGGAGAGUAAGAACUCCAAGUCAAUUAACACCGUUAGAGUAACACAAGCAAAUGUCUUCUCAGUUUGGAGCUUCGAUGGGGCAAACGUGUUCAAGCAAAUCGUUGAAGCAACCAACGAUUUUAGCGAGAUACAUUGCAUAGGAACCGGGGGAUAUGGAUCUGUCUACAAAGCUACGCUUGCAACAUGCGAAAUAUUUGCAGUGAAGAAGAUACACAUGAUAGAAGAUGAGUGUUGCAUCAACGAGUCCAUGUUCAAUCGUGAGAUCGACGCAUUGGUGCAGAUUCGGCAUCGAAACAUCGUAAAAUUAUUUGGAUAUUGUUCCUCUAUCAAAGGCAGGUUUCUUAUCUAUGAAUACAUGGAGAGGGGAAGCUUGGCGGAAACACUGAAGACCAAUGAAAGGGCAAUCGAAUUGAACUGGAAAAGGCGGAUAAAUAUUGCAUUGGAUGUGGUUCACGCUUUGGCAUACAUGCAUCAUGAUUGUUUGUCACCAAUCGUCCACCGAGAUAUAACAAGCAACAAUAUUUUGCUUGAUGUCGAGUUCAGAGCUUUCAUCUCUGAUUUCGGCACUGCUAAAAUUCUCAAUGUUAACAGCCCAAAUCUCACAAGGCUUGUUGGAACGAAAGGCUAUAUUGCCCCAGAGUUAGCGUAUACGGAGAAUGUGACGGAGAAAUGUGAUGUAUACAGUUUCGGAGUGCUUGUUCUUGAGCUAUUUAUGGGAUCUCAUCCAGGCAAUUUACUCUCCUCCAUCUAUUUGACAACCAACAAGAAUGAUGUCUGUCUGAAGGAUUUGCUGGACUCCAGGCUUGAGCUCCAGGAUGCUGAAACCGCUAAAGAAAUAUACACCGUGCUCAGUGUUGCAGUUCAGUGCUUGGAGCCUAACCCAUCAAGCAGACCAACGGCACGACGUGCCAGUGAUGAGCUAUCUGCAGGGAUUAAAAUAUGUGAUGAUCAUCAUGUUGAUUAUCUGCACGCCGUCCUAAACAUUCCUGUCCAGUAGUACCUAGGGCCAUAUGGACGAUGAAUUGGUGUUCUUGUAAAUGUAGUUUCUUCUCAAGCGACUACAGUACUUUCAUGCAAAUUUGUAUUUCAGUGUUAUGUAGUAAGAAAAGCAAAUUUCUAAUGCUAUGGAGCCAGCAAUAAACUUAUAGUAUCAAUGAAUGCAUACUACUAGUAAACUUGCUUUGU
Messenger RNA from Lolium rigidum, 4719 nucleotides. Its product is annotated as tyrosine-sulfated glycopeptide receptor 1-like. Gene Ontology annotation, molecular function: protein kinase activity; ATP binding; protein binding. NCBI's taxonomy places the organism in Eukaryota, Viridiplantae, Streptophyta, Magnoliopsida, Poales, Poaceae. Gene Ontology annotation, cellular component: plasma membrane. The record is from RefSeq and is a predicted model, not a curated record. The transcript is spliced from 3 exons. Bases 56 to 4531 code for a protein of 1491 amino acids. Gene Ontology annotation, biological process: hormone-mediated signaling pathway; protein phosphorylation.